Messenger RNA from Blastomyces gilchristii SLH14081, 2925 nucleotides. RefSeq names its product alkaline phosphatase. Lineage: Eukaryota; Fungi; Ascomycota; Eurotiomycetes; Onygenales; Ajellomycetaceae. The transcript has 8 exons. The coding region runs from base 713 to 2578 and encodes 621 amino acids. The record is from RefSeq and is a predicted model, not a curated record.
CUUAGGGCGAAUUCGCCGGCGCUUUGCGGAGGCACGCUCAGGAUUGUCAGGGGUAGGGCAAUUCCUGCGCAAUUCUGUCUUUCAGGUGUUGUGCUGGCCAACCGAUGGCCGUAUAUUGCUCAUGUCACUCAUGUGUCGUCAAUGCAUAUCUAGCGGGAAUAUCCACGGAUGGAGUCGAACUGGAACCUAUCCCAACUGCUUAACUAGCUAGCUUAGAUAACGGAGCUGUUCGGCUAUGGACAAAAUUCAUCCUUCAACAAAAUUGUGCUGUUUAGCUUGGAGAUGCAUGGGAAACUAACAAUAGUUACCCUUGUUAAUGACCUAUCUACUGACAUCUAUCCGCAUCUCCCGGCAUUUCCAUCAAAUCGCAACCCUCUGGUUGAACAACACAUCGCUAUUUUUUGCCAAGGGGAAAGAAUUAUUAAACUGCGGGGUGCAGCCGCCAAUGCAGCCAAAGAAAUCGCCGAGAAACCAGCCAUGCUUCGAUGGGGCCAGGCGCUGGUGGGCUACUACGGUUGCUUGCCGAUCACAUAUUAUGGAUCCCAGUUGUAUAGGGACGGAUAUGUGAUAAGUCGCUCAGGGAAGAAUGCCACAUGUAAACCGAACCGUAUUGCUAUAAACUAUUAAAGAGCCGAGAUGUCGCGCUUUUUAGAUGCCUUUGUUCCAAAUGGGCAGUAACAGGGCAGCAGCACGCUGAGCUAUCGCCAUCGCCAUGCUUCAGUCCACUACUACUGUUCUUCUCGCGCUCGCGAGUACUUCUCUUGCUGGCUAUGCCGGGAACUUGAAUUACCGUAGCCCGUCUCACAACCAUCCCGGCCUCGGUAUCUCAAUUCCCAAGGUGCUGAAGCGCUCGGAUCCGGUGCUAGAAUAUUCAGCGGAUCAGUUGAAAUUCACGCACGGCGUUGCCUCUGGAGACCCUUAUCCCAACUCUGUCAUUUUAUGGACACGAUGCGCCCCUUCGACGGACAAUGUUAAAGAGCCUGUAGACUCUGAACGCGGCGGCGAGCUAUAUGACUCUGUCCCUAUCUAUGGGGAUAACGAGGGCAAUGCACCAGUGUCUAAGGCGCCCGUGUGCGUGGAGUACUGUGUCUCCCCGGACAAGGACUUCAAAAGGGUUGCUGACCAUGGUACCGUUUACACGAGCUCUGAUGUUGAUUUCACUGUCAAGAUCGAGGCAUCUCAUUUGAAGCCUUUCACUAUGUAUUACUACAAGUUCAACGUCUGUGGCUCCGACAAGUCUAGCCCUGUUGGAAGAGCCAAAACGUCCCCAACGGAACACGAUGAUGUCACGGAUAUAUCACUCGCGGUGUAUUCUUGCAGCAACUUCCCCAACGGAUAUUUCAAUGCGUACGGAAAUACGGCUCGCAAGGACUCAGUUGACUAUGUUGUCCAUCUUGGUGAUUACAUCUACGAGCUGGGAGGUGAUGGCUCCAGCAUCGGCCGUACGCAGCACCCAAAGAAGAUGAUCUAUACUCUUUACGAGUACCGGAAGCGCCAUGCAACUUAUAAAACUGAUGAAGAUCUGCUUUUGAGUCAUCGUACCUUUACAUGGAUUCCUGUGUGGGAUGAUCACGAGGUUGCGGAUAAUUCCUACCGCGACGGAUCCUCGCUACUCCAAAAUAACGAAGCGUCAUUCAUUAUCGAUGGAGGCGUAUCUGUUGACCAGCGCAAGAUGAAUGCCGUCCGCGCUUACUUCGAGUGGAUGCCUAUCAGGCAAGUUGCGAUGGACGACAACCUCAGAAUCUGGAGAAACUUCAAGAUCGGCAACCUUCUCGACCUUAUCAUGCUUGAUACGCGCCACUACGAUCGGUCCAUAACCGAUCUUUACUUGAACAACGGUUAUAUCAAGAAAAUUGCGGACGACAUCGGCCGAUCUAUGAUGGGACCCCGUCAGGAGCACUGGUUUUAUGACAACUUGAAAAGCUCUGCUAAGAGACAAGCCACCUGGAGAGUCAUUGGCAGCCAAACUGUUUUCUCCCGCGUGGACGAGCUUGGAUCAAUCGGUCUUGGCGUGAAUGUCGAUUCCUGGGACGGCUACAGGGCCAAUCUCAAUCGCACCCUAAGAACCCUAUACGAGAACAACAUCGGAAACAACAUCGUCAUCGCAGGCGACAGCCAUGCCAACUGGGUAUCCGACCUCACUUGGCUGGACGAGUAUCCAUACGACCCCGUGACAGGUGAGGGAGCCAUCGGCGCCGAAUUUGCCGGCACGGCAGUGACCAGCAGCGGGCCCGCGGCCCACGUUGGUAUCGGCAACUUGCAGUCGAAGACACUGAUCAAGAAGAACAGGGAGCUGCAGUGGUCCGAGUUGUACUACCGGGGCUACUUCGAGAUGACGCUCUCGCAUACACGCACGGAUGCCCGGUUCUUCGCCAUCCCCGACAUCAAGAAGAGAAACCCCUAUGAGAUCUCGAUGGCCAACUUCACUGUUAUUGCGGGUGAGAAUCGGCUGUCGCGGGCCGAUGGGUCGCCCACGACGAAUGGGCAGGGAGUGCAUAAUGGGGCGUUGAAGAAUGGGAAGCUUGAGAAGCAGACUGUUCAGUUUAAUACAGAGACUAAGGAGUGGACUAGUAUUUAAAAGGUGAAAAUGAUGUGAGAACUCGGAACGGAAGUUUCCUCAUCCUUUUUCUCUUCCAGCGUCACUCACCUCUUUUUGAUUAUUUUGAUUAUUUUGAUUAUUUUUUGGCUUUGAUAAGUUUUUUCCCCUUCUAUCCACAACCACUAUAUAAUACCAGCAAACUGGUUGGUUACCACCCUAAUCUAUUUGUAUGUAUAUAUUUGAUCUAUACAACUUCUGGACACUUAAUUUAUAUUUGAUAUAUAUAUGCAUAUAUAGCUCUAAUUUGCAGGGCAUUCAGGGGGUUUAACCCCCAGAGGCACAGCAGGAGACUAAAGAAUAAAUUACUAAGCACGGUGACAUCUUGG